Mangifera indica (mango) is the source of this 1279-nucleotide messenger RNA. Its product is annotated as eukaryotic translation initiation factor 2 subunit beta-like. The coding region runs from base 175 to 984 and encodes 269 amino acids. Gene Ontology annotation, biological process: formation of translation preinitiation complex; translational initiation; formation of cytoplasmic translation initiation complex. The transcript is spliced from 10 exons. Gene Ontology annotation, cellular component: eukaryotic translation initiation factor 2 complex. NCBI's taxonomy places the organism in Eukaryota, Viridiplantae, Streptophyta, Magnoliopsida, Sapindales, Anacardiaceae. The record is from RefSeq and is a predicted model, not a curated record. Gene Ontology annotation, molecular function: translation initiation factor binding; mRNA binding; translation initiation factor activity.
CAUAGAAAUCAGGUCCAUUUCAGAGUCUAUAAAAGGCGAGGGCAGCAGAAGCUUAACCCAUUAAACUCAGACAACAAAGCAGCCGAACCCUCUUCCUUUUGCUAUUGUGGAAGCAGUAAAACCAAAUUCGCUUAUCGCGUAACUCUCUCAGAUUCUAAUUGUUUUGUAGUGGUAAUGGCGGACGAAAAUCAGAAUGAUAUGAAGGACGAGGUGGCAGAACUUGCCCCUUUCGAUCCUGCUAAAAAGAAGAAGAAAAAGAAGAAGGCUGUAAUUGAGGAUUCUGCAGAAGAUUCUGUGGAUGAUUUGGCUGAGACAACUGAAGCACUGUCUGUCUCUGAAGGGAUUGAGAGUACUUUUGCUGGCUUGAAAAAGAAGAAGAAGAAACAAGUCGAAACCAAUAUAUUGGAUGAGGAGAGUGGGGAUGCAGGAGAUUUUGAUGAUCAUGUGGGGGAGGAGGAAGAAGGAGAUGGAGCUGUAACUCAACAACGUUAUCCUUGGGAAGGAAGUGAUCGUGAUUAUGAAUAUGAGGAGCUUCUUGGUAGGGUCUUUAACAUUCUCCGAGAGAACAAUCCUGAACUUGCAGGAGAUAGGCGUAGAACUGUUAUGAGACCUCCUCAAGUUCUUCGUGAAGGAACAAAGAAAACUGUUUUUGUGAAUUUCAUGGACCUCUGCAAGACCAUGCAUCGGCAGCCAGACCAUGUAAUGGCAUUCUUGCUUGCUGAACUGGGUACAAGUGGAUCACUUGAUGGACAACAAAGAUUGGUUGUGAAAGGGAGAUUUGCUCCCAAGAAUUUUGAAGGGAUACUUCGUCGCUAUGUCAAUGAAUAUGUUAUUUGCCUUGGUUGCAAAAGUCCUGACACAAUACUUUCAAAGGAGAAUCGCCUCUUUUUCCUAAGAUGUGAGAAGUGUGGGUCUGGUCGGUCAGUUGCUCCAAUCAAAGCUGGUUUUGUUGCUCGUGUUGGCCGAAGGAACACCGGUACCUGAGCUUUUUAGGCAAUGUUCCGCCUCACCUGUCAAUGCAUCAUAAGUAUGCUGCAUGGAGUUUUCUGUUUAUUUACUAAGUUGUACUUUUUUGUCAUGGCUCUAUAGACAAGUUAUUUCUGUGCAGUCAUUCCAAAAUGAGCUAAUAAUGCAUUAAGUUAGAAGCCUACGGUUCUCUUUUUCUUUUUCUUUUUUUGGGUUAAUGGCUUUCCAAUUUUGGUGGGUUUUUUUAGGUCACAUGACGUUGCUAGGUGAAAAAUUAAGGAAAAGAUUGAAUCUUACUAUAUAUUUUGUCACA